Molecule: messenger RNA, 2564 nt
Organism: Sinocyclocheilus anshuiensis
Lineage: Eukaryota; Metazoa; Chordata; Actinopteri; Cypriniformes; Cyprinidae
Product: katanin p80 WD40 repeat-containing subunit B1-like
Exons: 17
Coding region: 220-2241 (673 amino acids)
Biological process (GO): microtubule depolymerization; microtubule severing
Cellular component (GO): katanin complex
Molecular function (GO): microtubule binding
Source: RefSeq, a predicted model, not a curated record
UGCGCACUUUAAAACGCGCGCACUCGGACCUUUUCUUGUCCUAAACUAAUCCUUUUCUCAUUAGUUCUGAUCUGAUCUGUCUGUCGGCAGAUUGCAGCCAUGCGAGUCCCUAUUUAACCCAGACUGACCGUCACCAGCAGAAGGAAGAUGGACAGAGAAGAUAAAGUAAUACCGUCGCAUCCCUGACAUAGGUGUUGGUGAGAUCACACGAUCAUCACGAUGGCUCUCACCAGCACCACUAUAACAUCAUGGAAGCUGCAGGAGAUUGUGGCUCACUCCAGCAAUGUGUCUUCACUGGUGUUGGGGAAAUCGUCUGGUCGUUUGCUGGCCACUGGCGGAGAGGACUGCAGAGUCAAUAUCUGGGCUGUCAGCAAACCAAACUGCAUUAUGAGUCUGACAGGCCACACCAGCCCUGUGGAGUGUAUCCAGUUCAACAGUUCUGAAGAGCGUGUGGUGGCCGGUUCGCAGUCCGGCUCUCUCCGGCUUUGGGAUUUGGAGGCUGCUAAAAGUAAGUGGUUUGUGCUGCAGAUUUGCACUUUGGUUAACAUAAAAUCUACAAUAAGAAACAAGGUGAUUCUCUUAAAACCAGGUCACACUCAGGCUGUGCGCUGUCUAGCCUUCAGUCCUGAUGGGAAAUGGCUUGCUUCAGCCAGUGAUGACAGCACAGUAAAGCUGUGGGAUCUGAUAGCAGGCAAGAUGAUCACUGAAUUCACAUCACACACAUCAGCAGUCAAUGCUGUGCAAUUCCACCCCAAUGAGUACCUGCUCGCCACUGGGAGUGCAGAUCGGACUGUUAAGCUGUGGGACCUGGAGAAAUUCAACAUGAUUGGCUCGUCAGAGGGCGAGACGGGAGUUGUGAGGAGUAUAUUGUUUAAUCCUGAUGGUAGCUGCUUGUACAGCGGCUCUGAGAACACACUACGAGUGUAUGGCUGGGAGCCUGACCGCUGCUUUGAUGUAGUGCAUGUAGGCUGGGGCAAAGUAUCUGACCUGGCCAUUAGCAACAACCAAAUGAUUGCGGUGUCCUACAGUCAAAAUAAUGUGAACUGGUACAUUGUUGAUCUCAAUCGAGUGAAGAAGUCAGGAUCUGUGAUCCAAGGGCUGAUUGAGGACAAGCCGAUCCCAGCUCCCACAUCUGCAAUGGGAACAACACUAAGGCGGAAUUACGAGCGACCCACUACAUCCUGCACUGGACAGGAGAUGAAGCAGAGUUCUGAGGCCGAUCGCCGGAGUCCAGAAGGAGAGAGGAGAAGUCCCAGCAGUGAGGAUGAGAAAGAAGACAAAGAGAGCAGUGCAGAAAUCACCAACCCAGAAGAUUAUAAAGAGAUCUUUCAGCCGCACAGUGUCAUCUCACGUACUCCACCCAAAGGAACUGAACCCUUCCCAGCUCCCCUAGACCACUCUUUCUCAGAGAGUGUACUAGAGAAACCUGGCCCGGCAGUUAAGAUUGCAACUCCAGUAAUAGACAGGGCAGGACAGUUGAAAGGUCCCAUUACCUUCUCUACUCCAGUACAAAGAGUUGAACCAACUGUGAUUGCUGCUUUUCCCCGUCCAGUAGCUGUGGUGACCACAUCAGUGACCUCUCCCUCUCGUCCUGUGGUUACGGCCACCAAACCUAAACCUUCUACAGGAAUCAUCCUCUCGACACGUAACGAGCCAGUUGGCCUCACUGCAGGGGACUUCCUUUCUCAUGCACGAAACGCCAAAGCCGGUGUGAUGGGAGAUGAUGAGGCAUUAGCACAGAUCCGGAAAGGCCAUGACACCAUGUGCGUAAUGCUGACCAGUCGAUAUAAAAACCUGGACACAGUACGCUCCGUCUGGGCCAGUGGAGAUGUCAAGACUUCGCUGGAUUCGGCUGUAUCUAUGAAUGAUCUUUCUAUUGUGGUGGACAUCCUUAACAUAAUCAACCUCAAACCAUCACUGUGGAAAUUGGACCUCUGCACAUCCAUCUUGCCACAGAUUGAGGAAUUGCUGCAGAGCAAAUAUGAAAGUUAUGUACAGACUGGUUGUAUGGCUUUAAAACUGAUUCUGAAGCGUUUCUGGCCAUUAAUCUCAGACACGUUGACUGCUCCUCCAUCAGUAGGAGUGGACAUUACUCGAGAGGAGAGGCAUCAGAAAUGUAAAGCAUGCUAUAAGCAGCUGAAGAACCUCAGUAAUGUAGUGAAGAACCGGGCAGAGCAGGUUGGUCGUCAUGGCAGCACUUUCAAAGAGCUACAACUACUUAUGGCCCCAUUGGACUACUGAGACACACACACACUCGCGCGCGCGCGCGCGCACACACACACACUCCUCAAUCUCCAAACGCGAAGCUCAGUCAAAGAGUCCAUAAUGAGGCAAAGUACUGAGCUUCAUGACUGAACCUGAGUGGACUUUUCACUUCGCACUUAAAUGUGUGCUCACACAAGCACACUUUGGAGUGAAGUAUUUAUGUAGGCUUCAGGUGGUUAUUUUCCUAGUGGCUAAAUUAGGAUUUCUGUUUUCAUUUCUUUGAAAUGCACUACUUGUUUUUUGUAAACACUUGUCAACAAUAAAGGAGAACUUUCAUAUGAAAGAAAUUCCCAAAAAUA